AUGUUCAUUGACAUAUUCGAUCAAUUCUAUAUCUCAUUUGCCGCCGUUUCAUCAACAAUCGGCGUCGCUUCCAACAUAUUCCUCCUUUAUUUGGUCUUCUUCAAAAGUCCACCAUUUUUAACACCGUAUACGGUAUUUCUGGCGAACACUUCAAUCUCUCAGCUAGCUUACUCAAUAUGCUUCAUUUUGACAAUUCCACGAGUGAUCUCAAUCAAUUUCCGAAUCGUCAAUAUUUAUUUGGGCGUCUCGCAAUUUUUCGGCCAUUGGUGGAGCUACAUGAUCUUCGUCACAAUGCUGCAUUGCGCUGUCAAUUCAUUCAUCUCAAUCAUGCUCUCAAUGGUCUUCCGGUGCAUCUCGCUGAAAACCUUGAGGUUCCCAACGUCCGCCGCAUUGCUGAUGUGCCUGAUCGCCUAUAUCAUUCCACUCUCAAUGAUUGUUUCGAUAAGAAAUAUUGACUACACCUCGAAUUUCACAAUAAACAAUGAAUAUACUCAUUGGAAGGUGGACAACUUGGAGAAGUACCAAACUGUAGUUGGAACUGACCUGGAUCAAAAGUCAACUAUAUGGAUUAUGAUAUGCGUGAGCCUUCUGUGCAUUCCGAUUUAUAGCGUCAUGUAUUACUGUCGAAAGCGGAUUCUUCUGAUGCUUGAAAAACCGUCAUACGUCUUCAAUACGUCGACGACCAUUCAGAUUCGAAAACUUGUCAAGGCGUUGACAGUUCAAGCCAGCAUUCCGGCGAUUUCUCUGUUUCCAGCCUCGUUGAUUUUUCUAUCGAAUCAUUUUUACGUUCUCGAGACCGAAUGCUUCGGCUAUAUCAUAAUCUCAUUUUUAAGCUUAAGCCCAAUGAUUGAUCCGUUCGUCACUAUUUAUUACGUGCAACCCUAUCGAAAAUUCGUCACGGACCUUUUAUGGAUCGACGAGCAUCCUUCAUCAUCAUCACCAGCCAAUGAUAGAUCGUAUCGAUCUCGUUCCAACAGCAUCUACAUGAUGAGAAACGCGGCUUUCGUCUAA
Caenorhabditis bovis is the source of this 1011-nucleotide messenger RNA. The record is from the annotation of a GenBank genome assembly. NCBI's taxonomy places the organism in Eukaryota, Metazoa, Nematoda, Chromadorea, Rhabditida, Rhabditidae.